AUGGACAUGAAUUUGUCAGCGCGUUGUGCUUUUGUUCUUUUUCUGUUGGCAUUUGUAGAUUUGAAAAUAGUCUCUGCUGCAGAAACGGGAGGCACAUCUACAGCAAAGCCUGGAGUGUGCCCUCGUAGACCAUGGGGCGUAGGGACAUGUGCAGAGUUCUGUUUCAAUGACAGUGACUGCCCCAAUGAUGAAAAAUGCUGCUACAAUGGAUGUGGGCAUAACUGCAUUGCACCGUACACAGCAAAGCCUGGAGUGUGCCCUCGUAGACGAUGGGGCGAAGGGACGUGUGUGGAGUUCUGUUCCAAUGACAGUGACUGCCCCAAUGAUGAAAAAUGCUGCCACAAUGGAUGUGGGCAUGACUGCAUUGCACCGACACAGUGAAGCCCGGUCGCUGUGUCCUGCCCAACGGGACCUACAUGUGUGCCGAGUACUGUUACAAAGAUGGCCAGUGCCCCGAGGAACAGAUGUGUUUCCAGAUAUGUUGAUUCUAUGCCUGCAGUGAGCCAUUGAAGCUUUAUUGGAAAUUCUUAUUAGUUAUAAGAAAUAAGUAGAAAAUACAAAUCAUUACAUGUACAAUUAUGUCUAUGAAAACUGAUGAUUUUAUGCAAUAAUAAAUAUGAAAAAUGAUCAUAGCUUUUAUGGAAACUGGACAAUUUUCAUGGGCAGUAUGUGAAUUGACAAACUCAUGUGGACUGCUGAAUUUGAAUAAAACAAG
Messenger RNA from Oncorhynchus tshawytscha (Chinook salmon), 715 nucleotides. RefSeq names its product WAP four-disulfide core domain protein 18-like. The record is from RefSeq and is a predicted model, not a curated record. The transcript is spliced from 4 exons. Bases 1 to 381 code for a protein of 126 amino acids. Gene Ontology annotation, cellular component: extracellular region. Gene Ontology annotation, biological process: antibacterial humoral response; innate immune response. Lineage: Eukaryota; Metazoa; Chordata; Actinopteri; Salmoniformes; Salmonidae. Gene Ontology annotation, molecular function: peptidase inhibitor activity.